Messenger RNA from Pseudocercospora fijiensis CIRAD86, 1737 nucleotides. RefSeq lists its product as uncharacterized. NCBI's taxonomy places the organism in Eukaryota, Fungi, Ascomycota, Dothideomycetes, Mycosphaerellales, Mycosphaerellaceae. The annotation marks the transcript as partial. The transcript has a single exon. The record is from RefSeq and is a predicted model, not a curated record.
CCAAGACGCAGCACUGAGGAACCAGACCUCAAACAACUCAAUGCAGCCUUGGCAGCUCUGGUCGACAUCUUCCCCGAUGUGCAGCCCGAGGUAUUCCGAGAAAUGCUCCUGAGUGUCAGUGAAGACAGCAGACUGCAAAUCGUCACAGAACAUCUACUGCAGAAGAAAGCGAAGUGGGUGCAAGGAAGAUACAGGACUCCGCAGUCAUCGCAGGAAAGGACGAAAGUCAAGAAGCGCAGAUCAUCUGCUGCUGUUUCUCGCGAGCAUGGCCUUCUGGAGGACGAAGACCUGUUCCGGGGAGAGAAUUAUAAGAAAGCCGUCAAGCAAGUCUUCCACCAGGAGUUUCGCAAUUUGCGCCAUUCUACCAUUAAAGGCGUUCUGGCCGAGCAGAACUUCUCUUACACGCUCGCCCGGCCCAUACUACAGCAACUUGCAAGUAAAUCCUGGAGACUGUCUUUUACGAACUUCUGGCCCAGAAAAGCCGCAUAUACCGCUGCAGAAGGUCAUCCUUUCAUAAUUUGGCAGCCCGAUGCUCAAGGUGGCCAAGGAGACCCCGCUGUGAGACAGACGGGAAGCGGCGAGCUCGAUCGAGAGCUAUACGAUCUUUUCGUGGCGCCCAUUGUGCUCAGGCAACGGCAAGAUCGAGAGCGAGCGGACUAUCUCACAGCUAGUGAGCUUAAUGAGGCCGCGGCCGAAGAAGCGGAAGCUUUGUUCGAUUGCGAAUGCUGCUUCAGCUCGGUAUCCUUCGAGAAGAUUGCGACCUGCGACGAAGACUGCCAUGCGUUGUGCUUGGAUUGCAUACGUCGUACUGUGAAUGAGGCAUUGUAUGGCCAAGGUUGGUCACGUACUGCACAUCUAGGUAAGGCGACCGUACGUUGUUUCUCGCCGAUGUCACAAGAUUGUCAUGGCGUCAUACCGCCUGAUCUGGUGCGACGGGCUGUCACUCAAGGCGCAGACAACGAGGAUGCGUGGCAUGACUACCAAGCUCGUAUCACGAGUGAAACACUACUGGAGUCUGGCCUUCCACUACAGCGAUGUCCGUUUUGCAGCUAUGCCGAGAGCAACGAGAUUCCUCAACUCUGCUUGAAGCAUCCAAAAGCCCUCUGGUCUCACAUCAACUCCAACUUUUACGACAAGCUGUCUCCAGCUAUACAGAUCCUAUUCAUGGCGCUCGUGAUGAUGCUAGCUAUCCCAAUACCAAUCUUCACAAUUCCACUUCUGCUCCUUGUUGGUCUCGGCUGGUUGGUCAUCCACAUCAUACCAGAAGCAGCAGCUACUUUCGAUCGGUCGAUAUCACGAGUUCACAAACGCCGACGUGGUAUCCGGUUCAGAUGUCAAAAUUCGUCCUGCAUGAAAGUGUCAUGCAGUCGAUGUCUCGCCGCCUGGCGUGACCCUCAUUCCUGCUUCGAAUCUGAAAAGACGUCACUUCGGACGGCAAUCGAAGCCUCAGCGACAGCAGCAGUCAAGCGUACCUGUCCACGCUGCUACCUGUCCUUCGUCAAAUCUAGCGGCUGCAACAAGCUCGUCUGCAAUUGUGGCUAUACCAUGUGCUACAUCUGUCGCUCGGAGAUCACAAGCAAAGAAGGCUAUGCACACUUCUGCCAGCACUUCCGUCCUAACGGAGGCAGAUGUGCCGAGUGUGAGAGAUGUGACCUGUAUGGCGACGAAGACGAAGAGGCUGCUAUCCGAAGAGCGGCGGAAGAAGCCGAACAGAUGUGGAGAGAGAAGGAAGGUGGC